Molecule: messenger RNA, 5369 nt
Organism: Trichomycterus rosablanca
Lineage: Eukaryota; Metazoa; Chordata; Actinopteri; Siluriformes; Trichomycteridae
Gene: limk2
Product: LIM domain kinase 2
Exons: 16
Coding region: 165-2153 (662 amino acids)
Biological process (GO): actin cytoskeleton organization; protein phosphorylation
Cellular component (GO): cytoplasm; nucleus
Molecular function (GO): ATP binding; protein binding; protein serine/threonine kinase activity
Source: RefSeq, a predicted model, not a curated record
UUGAGUUGAGCGGACGCGGCUCUGAUUUAUUCACCAGAAGCUGAACGGAUUUAACGCGUCCGCUCCGGUUUUUUCUUUCUCGUAGCGUCGGAAAUGUGCGCUGUGAAUCGCCUCUGUACCGGGAGCAGUACGUGAAGCUUCGCUUCGAUCUGACCAGCGAGUCGAUGGACGAACAAGAAGAUCUGAGUGAAGGAGUGUGUGCUGGAUGCAGAGGCAGCAUUCAGGAUGCUUUCCACGUAAAGCUACACAAAGACAUCUGGCACAGCGCCUGUUUUCGGUGCUCCGAGUGCUGCGAUCUCCUGACUAACUGGUACUUUGAGCGAGAGGGGAACCUCUACUGUGGGAAACACUACUGGGAGAAGUAUGGAGAGCUGUGUCAUGGCUGCUCGCUGCUAAUGACUGGACCGGCUAUGGUGGCUGGGGAGUACAAGUACCAUCCUGAGUGUUUCGUCUGUCUCAGAUGUAAGGUGGUGAUAGAGGACAGAGACACCUAUGCCCUGGUGGAGCGCUUUAAACUCUACUGUGGUAAAUGCUACAAACAGGAGGUCCUGGCACCAAUGCUGGAGAGGCGCUGCACAGCUGAUUCAUCUCUUGACUCAUUGCCUCACACUGUGACUCUAGUCUCGAUGCCGGCUGCAGCCAAUGGGAAAAGAGGCUUUAAUGUCAGUGUGCACAGAGACUGCAGCAGUGCUACAGCCAGCGUACACGUCAAAGAGGUCCGAGGGAUGCUGAUCAGUCCGGAGGUUCGGAAUGCCAUCCACGUGGGUGACCGGAUCCUGGAGAUUAAUGGACUUCCAGUGGGAACACUGAUGGAAGAGGAGGUGGAGGAUUUGAUCCAUCGGACUAGUCAAACACUGCAGCUGCUGAUCGAGUAUGACCCGGUCAGGCAAAGAUUAGACAGACUCCGUCUGGGAUCACCAAACAGCUGCCUGGGUGUUCCUGCCUCAUCCCGCCUGCGCCUGUCCUCCCCAUCAGACGGAGUGAUUGAGAGGACAGAAUCUGAUGAUGGAACGCUUAAAAGAAGAUCUCUCAGACGCAGUAACAGUAUAUGUAAGUCACCUGGACCCGGCUCUCCCAAGGAGCACCCAUUUGUUUCACGAGACAUCAGUCGCUCUGAAUCGCUUCGAGCCUCAUCCAGCUGCUCGCAUCGCAUUUUCCGGCCCUGCGACCUUAUCCACGGAGAGGUGCUUGGCAAGGGCUUCUUCGGCCAGGCCAUCAAGGUAACCCAUAAAGCAACUGGAGAGGUGAUGGUGAUGAAGGAGCUUAUCCGGUGUGACGAAGAGACACAGAAAACCUUUCUAAAGGAGGUGAAGGUAAUGAGGAGUUUAGAUCACCCGAAUGUCCUGAAGUUCAUUGGUGUGUUGUACAAAGACAAGCGGCUCAAUCUGAUCACGGAGUUCAUAGAGGGAGGCACCUUAAAGGACUUCAUUCGAGACGUGGACCCAUUCCCAUGGAGGCAGAGGGUUAGCUUUGCCAAGGGCAUCGCUUCAGGAAUGUCAUACCUGCACUCAAUGAGCAUCAUCCACAGAGAUCUUAACUCGCACAACUGCCUGGUAAAACUGGACAACACAGUGGUGGUGGCAGACUUCGGUUUGUCCCGUCUCGUCUUGGAGGACAAGGUGAAGCAGCCGCCGCCCGAUAAGCCCAAUAAAAAAAGAAUAUUCCGCCGCUUCGACCGCAAAAAGCGCUACACGGUUGUGGGAAAUCCGUACUGGAUGGCUCCUGAGAUGCUUAAUGGUAAGCGCUACGAUGAGAAGGUGGACGUUUUCUCCUUUGGCAUUGUGCUUUGUGAGAUCAUCGGGCAGGUGAACGCAGAUCCAGAGUGUUUGCCUCGCACAAUGGACUUUGGCCUAAAUGUGGGCAAGUUCAUGGAGAAGUUCUUGCCUGAGGAUUGCCCGUCUGCUUUUUUUCCACUGGCAGUGGCAUGCUGUGACCUCACUCCUGAAAGCCGGCCUGCCUUCCAAAAACUGGAGGACUGUUUUGAGGCCCUAUCUCUGAACCUGGAGCUGGGUAUCCAUCUUCCAGCUGAGCUUGAGGAGCUGCAGCAGAAACUCUGGAGAACUCACGGCUCAAAGCACGAUAAUCUCUCUCCAAAAUCCAGUCCCACUAAGAACUCUCCGGAUCGAGCCAGUCUGGAAAACAACGCUACCUAAAAGAGGGAAACUGACCUUUCAACUGCACACAAAAGGAUUCCUGCACUAAACUACAGGAGGGACCAAGAGAAGCUGGAGGAGUUUACAUGAAUAUAGAUGCUGGAUUUUCUGUACAGGAUAUGUGUGUGUGUGUGUGUGUGUGUACGGACUGUGCUGGUACAUGUUCACCUAUUGAUGGUCACAAUGUUCAGAAUUCUGGAGCCAGUGUAGAGUUACUGAGGGAACAGGCACAUUUCAGCUUUUUUAAUUUGAGGGUAAGGGCUGAUUUCCUUACGUAAGAGACUAAUGUGUGAGAUUUUGGCAUCUCCUGCUAUUUCUGUCCGGAGUGCCUGAAACUAAAGGCAUCAUGAUGAAUCUGUUAAAAUAAUGUCUUCCAAAUGACGAACAGCUGCUAGGAUCAUAAAAAAUGUACAAGGGUCUUACCACAAUGCACGUGUGAACCUGCAUCUUCCUUGAGUUAAAGGAAUACUUUAGUAUCUCUAUCACAUCUGUAAGCAAGUACUACAAAGAAUGAUAUUACAACUUCUUCCUGUAUUAAGAAAAGGCUGUAAAACACUGUGACACUUGCUUAGGCCUGGUUUAUGCUUUCUCAGAACUGACUCUGAGAGCAGCCUGGAGUGUUCAUGGUUUAUCAGACGUGUAGACGUGUUCAUGCACAGAAUCAUGCUGUGUUAGCACAACAUGAAAUCUAGCUGAGUAAAAGCUGAAAAACGUAACAUACGUCAUUCUUUUUAGCAGUAAGAGCAUACUGCAGCUUUAAAUUUACUUUAUGAAAAUGCUCAUGGAGCACCGACACUCCAGCUGUGAAGAGAGAAGUCUUUAAAAAGUGUCUCUUUAAAAAUCUGUGGCAACAUUAACCAAUAAUUUCACAGUUUAAAUACUUUAAAUACUUACCUUGAAUCUGCUGUAUGACGAAUGCCAUAAACACUUAACACAUUAAAGCAUUACUGUCAAACCCAAACUCCCACACUACACUCGUCAGUCCAUGUACUGUGCAAAUGUGCAGCAAAUUCAUACCAUAUAAAACUUAUACCAUAAACCUGUAGAAACUUUCAUUUUGUUAAUAUGUGUAAAAAUAUGACUACCGAUUGUACUCUAACAUUAAAGCUGUUUGAGUAAGACCCCCAAGGCAGAGCGUGUUACCCAAAACCUAUGCAACGUUUUGCUAUCUGAUUACUUACUUUUAGGUUUUCCAGCAUUUCUGGUUGAUCUGAUCCGCUAGCAUUUUGGUUCCUCAUAACCACACAUUCUUUGUUCUGUAACACUAAGUUCAAUGUCUGAAGGAGCCGAGGAGAUUUUUGGAUUUUAGUAACAUUUUUAAAUGAAGACCUAAAAGCGAUGAUGAUGGAUAAACAAGUUUCCUGUCAUUCUGUUAGUUUAGUAGUACAUUUACAUUAUUUAGCAGAUGCCUUUAUUCAAAGCGACUUACAAUUGAGACAGUAAACAUUGCAAUUGAGGCAAACAAAACAAGCAAUUGAGGGUUAAGGGCCUUGCUCAUGGGCCCAAACAGUGGCAAAUUGGCAGACAUGAGGCUUAAACCAGUGACCUUCCAGUUACUAGUCCUGUACUAUAUCCGCUGAGCUACCACUACCCCUAUCACUACUAGCUACUACUACCACUACUAGUAUAAAUGUGUUAACUGAACGUACACUACAGAUGUGAUGGAUGGAGUAUUCCUUUAAUCAGAGCUGUCUAACACUAAGUGACUGUUUAACCACUUGGUUAAAUGUGUGGCAUGAUUUUUGUUAAUAAAGGUGUUGAAGAGAAACUGUAUACAUGAGGGUUGUUACUGAGAAAGGACACUAUGGUUUAAGUAAAAGGUGAAGUUAGGGAUUGUGGAACCAUGCUGCCCCCUGCUGCAGGAUUAUAUUACUAUGAUGUUACUGCUUAUACCACUUCAGACAUUUGACCUUUUCACACAUGUACUUUUGUUCUGGAUCAUGUUUAGUAUGUUUAGAAACAUAUAAAAUCUGUUAAAAGUCCCGGAUGUUAAUUACUGAUCUCUGAUUUUGGGCGUUCUGGGUGAAGUAAGCCCAGGUACAGAUUGUACUAUUUUCUAAUCUGCUUCCUGAGCUGGGUAUUGAAUCACAAAUAGCUAAAUGGGUCACAUUACCUUCUAAUUAAUGUUUCACAAUUGCGGGAAAUAGGAAGGUCUGCAGACAGAAUACAAUGUCUGUAAAUAUAAAGCAAAAAGCCUUCAAACAAGUUACUACAACUCAAACACUGACGAAUAUAUUGGUGAAUGAGCAACUUUAUUCAAAUGAUUAAUCAGUGCCAAGUAAAUGUAAAGCAGAACAAAGUAAAUAAAUGAUUCAUUCACUAAGGGGGAACAGCAUCAUUUGUGAAACGUUUAAUAGCUGAAAAGGCUGUGUAAUGUAAGUCUAAAAUGAUUUUUCUCCUCAAAACAUUUAUAGAGGAAAGCCAGGGCAAACUGGAUAAGUGACGUUACUGUGUCUGCAUCAAGCUGGGGGAAAAUCAUUCAAGAAUUCAAGAAUAAAAUGUCUUUCAGUUAAAAAGGCAGUCUGGGAUUUGUAUUUCAGUUACAGACACAGCAAUGUCUUUGGUCCAGUUUUUACUUACUGUUUUCUCAUUGAUGUUUUUAAGGAAAUAUAAUUUCUUCCCAGUCUUUCUUGCUAUUAAAAUGUAAUUAUAUAUUGUAAAUGUCAACAGAAUGUUUUUUGAAAUAUGUGUGGAAAACCUUGCCAUGAUUAAAACUGCACUCAAACCAAAUGCAUUUAGAAUCAAUACUGGUUACAGACGUGAAUAUUCAUGCUGUCAGAAGCCCUAAUAGCAGGUUUACUCAGUUCUUCCUAAGAAAUUCCUUGUACUUUAACAUUGUCAACUUUUCAAAGCAUUAUUUUAUAUAACUGUGAGAAUAAAAGAUUGUCCUGAUGAAAUGUUGAUGAUUUUUUUAUUAUGUGUAUACAUAAUGACACUACAGUAGCAAUAAUGAUGUUUAGGGAGGAGCACAAUGAUGAUGCUCGUAAAAACACAACUGGAGAUACAAUUGUUUAUUAUUAGUGUAAGACUUGUGUAAAUGUACUAUGUUCAUGUUGGGAUGUUAUAUGGGUUUGUAGAAUGUGAAAAGUCUGUUUUUUGCAUUGUAUUUCAGUGGUACUGAUGUAUAUGUGCAUGUCGUAUUGACGGCGGCGUUUAUUGCCUUAGUGUUUCUAACACUAAUGUUUCAUUAAUAAAUAUAAAACAUGUUUUCUUUGA